Molecule: messenger RNA, 1191 nt
Organism: Aureococcus anophagefferens
Lineage: Eukaryota; Pelagophyceae; Pelagomonadales; Pelagomonadaceae
Exons: 2
Coding region: 1-1191 (396 amino acids)
Biological process (GO): biosynthetic process
Molecular function (GO): pyridoxal phosphate binding
Source: RefSeq, a predicted model, not a curated record
AUGGCCUCACAUCGCGCCGUGUCGCGGCUCGCGCACCAGCACCGCCGCCUGUCCGCUCUCUCCCUCCAGCCGACGCCGCCCUUCGUGCUCGAGCGCUUCUUCGCGGCGCACGAGUUCUCCUGCAAGCACGCGCUCUGCUCCAGCGACACGGAGGCCGUGAGCCUCGCCGACACCGUGGCGCGCAUGAGCGGCGACACGCGCGCCCUGUGGGAGUCGCUGAGCCUCGGCUACACGGAGACCCGCGGCCACCCGCGCAUGCUCGAGCUCCUCGCGGAGGACUACGACGGCCUCGCGCCGGCGAAUUUUCAAGAGCUCGCGCCCCAGGAGGCCAUCCUGCUGACCUUCGCCGCGCUGCUCGAGCCCGGCGACGCCGUCGUCGCGACGGCGCCGGGCUACCAGAGCUUCUUCACCUGCGCCGAGGCCGCCGGGGGCGUCGUCGCGGAGUGGCGGCCGCGGUUCGACGGCGGCGCCGCGCGCUUCGACGUCGCGGACCUCGAGCGGCUCUGCGCGGCGCACCGGCCGAAAUGCAUCGCGGUGAACUUCCCCCACAACCCGACGGGCGCCCUGCCGAGCGAAGAAGAGUGGGCGCGCGUCGUCGACGUCUGCGACGCGCACGGCGCGUAUCUCUUCGCGGACGAGAUCUACCGGGGCCUCGGGCGGACGCUGCCCGCGGCGGCGGCGGCCUACGGCCGGGGCAUCUCCCUCGGCGGCCUGUCCAAGUCGCUGGGCAUGCCCGGCGUCCGCGCGGGCUGGCUCGCGGCGAAAGACGACGCGUUUCUGACGCGCGACUACACGACGAUCUGCUCGUCGGCGCCGUCGCAGAUUUUGGCCAUCGCCGCGCUCGAGGACAAGGCCGCACUGCUGCGGCGGAGCAACGCGUUCGUGGACGCGGGGCGCGCGGCGGUGUCGGGCGUCCUGGACGCGCACGCGGACAAGCUGACCUGGGGCCCGGGCCCCGCCGCCGGGCCCGUCGGCUGGAUCCGGCUGGAGCGCGGGUCCGCGGCCGCGUACGUCGACGCGCUCCUGGAGUCGGACGACGGGCUUUUGUUAUUACCGUCGACGGUCUUCGACGCGGGCGACGCCCACGUGCGCGCGGGCUUCGGCCGCGCGGACUCGCCGGCGCUCAUGGCCAAGUGGCGCGCGACGCUCGACGACGCGGACCACCCGGCGACGGCGCUCCUUCGCGCGUAA